UUUUUUUCUUCCCUAUUCAAUUAACCCCUCUUCUUCACAAUCUUUGCAGUAACAAUUCACAUUUCACCAAACAAAAUUUCUUAUUAUUAUUGCUAUAAUUAAUUAAUUACCAAAAAACAUUUACCCACAAAGCCCAUUUGCCCAAUACAUUUACCUUGGUAGGUUUUGGUUUCUAGUGCAAACAGGCCCACACCAUACCAUACAGACUGGACCAGAGUUAACAUACAGGAUCUGGGUCUGGUUAUAAGCCACUGCAACUGGCUCUAGCCACCAUUCUAGUGGUCUGCUAACCUCAUCUCAUCAUCAUCAUCUUCAUCAAUGGAAGCUACACAUUUCUCUUCAAAUCUUGCAAUUUUCUUGUUAGGGUUUCUGAUUCUAUUCCCAUUAACAAUAUCAUCAGUAGGGAUAAACUACGGCCAGAUCGCAAACAACCUCCCCUCACCCGACCACGUGGUCCCCUUAGUCAAAGCCAUCGGCGCCACCAGAGUAAAACUCUACGACGCGGACCCGAAAGUCCUAAAAGCAUUCGCGAACACUGGAGUCGAAUUCACAGUUAGUCUCGGAAAUGAAUACCUUUCUAAAAUGGCAGAUCCAGCCAACGCCCAACAAUGGGUCAAAACAAACGUACAAUCGUACCUACCCGCAACCAAAAUCACCUCCAUUGCGGUAGGCAACGAAGUACUAACAUUAAACGACACAAAUCUCUCAGGAUGCUUACUCCCAGCAAUGCAAGGUGUCCACUCCGCACUAGUAAACCUUAAACUCGACAGUCAAGUAACUGUCACGACAGCUCACUCUGUCGCCAUUCUCCAAUCGUCGUACCCACCAUCCACCGGAUCUUUCCGACAAGAUCUAAAAUCUUGCAUAUCUCCCAUCCUAGAUUUCCUAUCCAAAACAUGUUCGCCGUUUUUAAUAAACGCGUACCCGUUUUUCGCGUACAAAGCGAACCCGAAACAAGUGUCGCUUGAUUUUGUUCUGUUUCAACCCAACGCCGGAAUAGUUGACCCGGCGAAUAACUUGCAUUAUGACAACAUGUUGUUUGCACAGAUUGAUGCGGUUUACGCUGCUUUGAACCGGUUGGGGUAUAAGAAACUGCCGGUUCAGAUAUCGGAAACCGGGUGGCCGUCAAAAGGGGAUGAAGAUGAGAUCGGAGCGUCGCCGGAGAAUGCGAAGAAGUAUAAUGGGAAUUUGUUGAAGAUUAUUGGGCAGAAAAAGGGGACUCCGGCGAAGCCUAAUGUGGAUUUGAAUAUUUUUGUGUUCGCUAUGUUUAAUGAGAAUUUGAAGCCUGGACCGACGUCGGAGAGGAAUUAUGGGUUGUUUAAACCGGAUGGGACUCCGGCGUAUGGGUUGGGGGUUUCGGGGAUUGGGGUUUCCGGUGGGAAUUCUACGGGUUCUGGUGGUGGGAGUGGUGGAAGUUCUGGGCCGUCGGUUUAUUUGUCGCCGCCGGUGAACUCGUCAAAUGGGUAUCUCGCGAUUUCUUCGGCGACGGAAAUGAUUGUAUGGAGCAACUGGAGAAGAUUUAGCAUGGGGUUAAAAAUGUUAAUGGUUGCAUAUUUGAUGUCUUAAAGUAUGAAUGUUGUUAGAAAAUUUGAGAGGGAGAGACAACAUGACAUAUUCUAUUGCUUUUCUAGUUUGGAAAAUGUGGUGGUCUUCUUCCUUUAUGUAGUUUGGAAAAUUCUUUAAUUAAAUAUUGUGUCAUAUGUGCAUCAUUUUCAA
Molecule: messenger RNA, 1716 nt
Organism: Helianthus annuus (common sunflower)
Lineage: Eukaryota; Viridiplantae; Streptophyta; Magnoliopsida; Asterales; Asteraceae
Product: glucan endo-1,3-beta-glucosidase 11
Exons: 3
Coding region: 319-1566 (415 amino acids)
Biological process (GO): carbohydrate metabolic process
Cellular component (GO): plasma membrane
Molecular function (GO): hydrolase activity, hydrolyzing O-glycosyl compounds
Source: RefSeq, a predicted model, not a curated record